UAUCUCUGUGUGGGCGAUAUUUGCUUUCCGAAGCAUUAUAAAAGAAGACUGAAGUAAGAACCUUUCAUCACUUGACGUCCUUUCACCUAUUUUCGCUGGAUUAUCCGACAUUAAUUUUACGAAAGACUUCUAUCGGUUUUUUAGGAACACAAUUUGAGACGUUGUUGAAUUAAGAAGAAAUAUGACAUUCCUUGAAGUGGUCCUUCUUCUUGUACUUUCCUGUAUGAUAGAGAGGUCGAUCUCGCUGUCAUGCCCCUGUUGGGCCCACGACGCUGACCCAUCAAAUCCGCUGUCAUACAGAGAGACGUACUGCAACGACCUCAACCUUCAGUGUCCUUCCGGGUCAGAGGUCAUCAACGACCACUGCGGAUGCUGUAAAGUAUGCUCACAUGUUGAAGAUGAGGAAUGCGGGGGACCUUGGAACGUACUAGGAACCUGCGCCAAAGACUUCGAAUGCGUCGACCCGAAGACGAAUACUCCAAUCCACAUGGAGAAAUAUUUCGUCAAUAUCCCUAUGGGAGUCUGUAGAAGAUUCAAACGAUCUGGCGCAGGUCAGGCGCCCUCUACGCCGGAGCCACGUCCAUUCAAACCUGAGUUCCCUGCCGGCUUCUCAUUAAUGGACUUCUUCGGACCUUUCGGUCCACAGCGGCCAUUGGACAACGAAAUGCCAAUGGGUAUCAAUAAGAAGACGAAGAAGGCAAAGAAGGACAAGAAACUGAAGAAGGAUUUGAAGAAGAAGGGUAGAAAGGAAAAGAAGGAAAGGAAAGAUAGGAAGAUGAAGGAGAUUAGGAAGCAGAGUAGGAGAAAAGUGAGCAACGAAGUGAGCAAUGAGAUUCCCAAGUUCUUUUAAAGACUGGUCAAUUGAACUGAUUGUUUGUUUUCCAAACAGGGUAUAGUACUAGCCUGUGAAAGUAUUCAUCUAACAUCAUGUUUCCAGGCAUCUGGCAUUGUUUUAGUAAAGGCCCAUAUUAAUCAAGAUAAGACAGUUCCCACGUUGAUGUUAUUCAAGGUAAUUGAUCAUUUUCCAUCCUCAAUUUAAAUGUUGAUAAUGGCCCCUUUAUCUCACGAGGGCGUUCACCAUUUCCAUGAUAAGUGACCUUCAAAUUAUGUUCGUUGAAGUUCGCAUCAAUACCCUUCAAAGUCUGGCAAGAUGCUCAUUCGAAUCAAUUCACG
Lytechinus variegatus (green sea urchin) is the source of this 1173-nucleotide messenger RNA. RefSeq lists its product as uncharacterized. Gene Ontology annotation, biological process: regulation of cell growth; regulation of signal transduction. The coding region runs from base 182 to 850 and encodes 222 amino acids. Gene Ontology annotation, molecular function: insulin-like growth factor binding. The transcript is spliced from 4 exons. Gene Ontology annotation, cellular component: extracellular region. Lineage: Eukaryota; Metazoa; Echinodermata; Echinoidea; Temnopleuroida; Toxopneustidae. The record is from RefSeq and is a predicted model, not a curated record.